Phragmites australis (common reed) is the source of this 742-nucleotide messenger RNA. RefSeq lists its product as uncharacterized. Bases 151 to 591 code for a protein of 146 amino acids. The transcript has 3 exons. The record is from RefSeq and is a predicted model, not a curated record. NCBI's taxonomy places the organism in Eukaryota, Viridiplantae, Streptophyta, Magnoliopsida, Poales, Poaceae.
UCGCAGCUGAUCCUCUCCAAAAAAAGAAAAGGAAAGAAAAAGAAAAACAAAAGAAGGCGCAGCGGAAGAACCCCGAAUCCGAAUCCGGGGAGAGAGCGAUCCAAUUCGGUCGCGGAGGCUCCUGCUCCUCGUCUCGCCGCGCCGGCCACCAUGGCCGCCCCGUCCCCUCCGCCGGCGGAAGCAUCCACGCCGCCGGACGCCGCCGAGGAAGACGAGUGGGAUGCGGACGGAUUUGUUAUUCCUAAUUUGUCCAGUCAAGAUGAUGAUGCUACUGAGCCUAGUGUCCCCAAAGCAAAGGAUCCUGAACCUUUAAAGGCAAAAGAUGAGAAGAUAUACUUGAGACCUCAUGGGUCUCCACCAUCUCAAGCAAAGCAACAGGAGUUGAACACAGUUGACGGGAAGCAGCGGUUCAGGAACAAGCUGAAGGAAGCAGAUAAGAAAUUCCCUGGCAAUGCUCAGGAGAACAAGGUGGAAAGCCUGAGGGAGCUGAUGGGCGCUAGAGCAAAUAGUACAGGCAUGCCAAUGAGCUCUACUCGUGAUUGGCUGGACCCACACUGUCACGAAUCUGAAUUUGAUAGAAAACCACACUAGGUGACUGCCAGAUGAUGGCAUCUUGACCUAUAAAAGGUUGAUAAACUAUGUACUGGUGAGGGUGUUAUUAACCAAUAAUAUAUACUGGUCAACAAAUGCAUGAAAAAAAAAAGUUUCUGUGCUCUAAUCCGAGCUCUGUUGUUUUCCGACA